Molecule: messenger RNA, 2250 nt
Organism: Malaya genurostris
Lineage: Eukaryota; Metazoa; Arthropoda; Insecta; Diptera; Culicidae
Product: probable cytochrome P450 6a14
Exons: 2
Coding region: 397-1920 (507 amino acids)
Molecular function (GO): monooxygenase activity; iron ion binding; oxidoreductase activity, acting on paired donors, with incorporation or reduction of molecular oxygen
Source: RefSeq, a predicted model, not a curated record
AACGUUGUCCUUUUGAAUUUUGAUUUGACUGAAAAAGGUUAACAGCGAGAUAAAACAAAAUCAGAAUCGCAUCAUGUCACAAUUUUUCACUUUUGAACUAUUAAAAAAAAUUAUUCUAUUUCCAACACUACGGAGAGUCAUGCAUGACCAAAAUGAGUAAUAUUGAUCUACAGCCCACCACACCCAGGCUUACCAAUUAACAACGCAAUGCAAUGGCUUCUGUGAGUGAAUCCCAAUAAAGAGAACGAACAAAAAAAAAUAAACACUCUCCACUCGUGCAAGAUUUCUCGCGCACACGAUAAACCGGCUCAUCAUCAAGCGAAUAUUCUCGCUUACCACUUGUUCGUUAGUUUGCAUUCGGCCGCGAUUCGAUUCGGUUCGGUUCGGUUGUUCGUUAUGGGAGUGUUAAUUACGGUGCUGUAUCUGCUGGCUCCAGCAGUGUUGGCGUUUUAUCUUUAUGUGCGCCGCAAGUAUAACUACUGGGCCGACAGGAAUAUCCCGCAUGUUCCGGGUGCCUUUCCGAUGGGGUCCUUCAACGGAAUGGGCUCUAAGAUUCAUUUCACCGAAAUUUUGGAUCAAGCGUAUAAAAAAUUCCAAAAAACCGGUUCGUCCCAUGCUGCCUCCGGCAUGUACCUGGGUCUUAAUCCGAUGCUUCUGAUUCACGAUCUGGAUUUGGUUAAGCAGAUUUUGGUUAAAGAUUUUAACAAUUUCCGAGAUCGGGGAAUGUACUUCAACGAAAAAGAUGACCCUCUCUCAGCGCAUCUGUUUUCGAUAGAAGGCGAAAAAUGGCGAUUCUUAAGAAACAAGCUGAGCCCUACGUUCACUUCCGGUAAGAUGAAGUACAUGUUCCUUACCAUCCGAGAUAUUGGGGAUGAGUUUUUGCACUGUUUCGAUAAGUACAUCGAACACAAACAACCAGCGGAUGUGAAGGCUUUGGCUCAACGGUUUACCUGUGACGUAAUCGGAUCAUGCGCAUUUGGACUGCAGUGUAAUUCACUGAAAAAUGAAGGAUCGGAGCUGAUGACAAUUGGCGACAAGGUGUUCAAACCUGGCCUUCUUAGGACCAUUUGGGUGUUCCUUCUGAUGAGCUUCCGCGAAUGGUCGGUUAAGCUCGGUCUCAAGCAAAUUCCGGGUGACGUAACGGACUACUUCAUGGGCGUGGUUCGCAACACGGUGGACAAUCGUGAGAAGAACAACGUGAUUCGACAGGACUUUCUACAGUUACUUAUGCAGCUCAAAAAUAAAGGCACCGUUGAGGAUAACGAGGAAGCUUCCAACGAAACGAUUUCAAUGAAUGAUGUAGCGGCGCAAGCUUUUCUUUUCUUUUUCGCUGGAUUCGAAACAUCUUCGACGGCACUGUCGUUUGCUUUAUUUGAGCUGGCAUCUAAUGAGCGUGUACAAGAAAAGCUACGAGACGAGAUCAAACGUGUCCUGGAAGCACACAAUAACCAGAUCACCUAUGAAGCUAUCAAAGAAAUGACCUAUAUGGAUCAGGUGGUGAAUGAAACCCUUCGUAUGUUUCCACCGGUUGGUAAUCUUAUCCGUAUUGCAAACGAACCUUACCAGCUAACCUCACCGAACGUUACCGUUGAGAAGGGACAGAUGGUGAUGGUUUCGGUUCACUCGAUCCAUCACGAUCCGGCCAUCUACGAGGAUCCCGAACGGUUCGAUCCGGAUCGGUUCGCUCCGGAACGGGUCAAAGCAAGGCACAGUCACUGCUUUCUGCCAUUCGGCGAUGGACCCCGCAACUGUAUCGGAAUGCGUUUUGGACUGUUGGAGGUGAAAUUCGGACUCGCACAGUUGAUUGGUCAGCUGCGGUUCACAGUUAACGAGCGAACCAAGGUUCCACUGGAACUUGAUCCACGAUCCUCGCUGUUGGAAGUCAAAGACGGGAUUUGGCUGGACGUGUGUAGGCUUUAGAAUUAUCCUAGGUUGUAUUGAAAACUUCGGACGAAUUGAAAGUUCAAAAGUGCUCACUGUACUACGUAUUAUUUAUCUACUUAUGUCAUAUACGCUAUGUGGGAUGGGUUAAAAUCGCUUCAGGGAGAGUAGCUUUAAGUCUUGUAUACAAUUUCAGUAUUCAAUAUCUAUUUUAUUGACGGCGAUAUAAGCCUCAGUUUUAACACAAAUACAAUAACCAGUGAUCAAAUGUUUUAUGAAAAUAUAUUUUUAAACAGAUAAUAACAAUCGAAUACAGGAGACAAAACGAAAAAAAAUAUAUGAGAAAUAUUAAAGGUGCUUUAUUUCUGA